AUGUCUCGUUUUCGGAAGCCUCUCGUGGAAAACGUGGGAGUGUCAGAACGAGUUCCAUCUUACACGUCAGCUAACUAUCCAAAUGCCCAGUGGACAGAAGACGUGAAACCGCAAUCGUUUGGUACUUCCAGCCUUGCGACAGAAAUGGAAAAGUCUACUUCUUCAAGCCUGGUAGCUCAAAUGCCAAUAAAUAUUGAUGAUGUGUGGAGAGAAGUACGAGCGCUUGAACGCCACAAUUUUGCCUCGUCACGGUAUCGCAAAGUUGGGAAGACGAUUGAACCAGUUAUAGAUUUUUUAACGAGGUUCUCUCCUGUAGUAGAUAUGAUGGUUCAGGGAACGAGUAGUGCCUCUUUAGUAUGGGGUUCGUUGAAAGUUGUUUUGAUGGUUGCCCAAACCUCGGCCACCUAUUUUUACUAUAUCGAUAAUGCGAUGUUGAAGCUUGGUGGUAUCCUUUCCAUCUCGAGUCAAUAUGAAAAGAUGUUUGCGACGGAAGUACGUGUGAGAAAUGCGUUGUCGGAUUUAUAUGACGAGAUUUAUCUUUUUCUGGAGAAAAUUAGAAAGGUGGUUUCUAUCAGCUCUUUCAAAAUAUUUCUCAAAAAUAUUAGAAAAUCUUUUGACACGGAGUUUAAAGAUAAUUUGGAGCAUAUUGAAAGAUAUGCUAGAGUUUUCAAUGAUGAGAUCACUUUAGCACAUCGAGCUCGGAUAGACACCUCGACCAAACAAAUCCAUGAACUAGUUGGAGCACUUGCCUUGGAUAGUGCAGAUAUGGUAACAAGAGUGGAUAGCCGAGAUGCAUAUGACACCAGGGAUUCGAUAUUGAAAUGGUUGACUCAAGUCGACCAUAGAGAAGAUUAUCAACGAGCUCUUAAAAGGCGUUCACCUGAAACUGGAGUUUGGAUACAACAUCACUCAACGUUUCAGUGUUGGAGAGACUCCUCUAGAGCCUCUCGCGACUGUUCAACGCUGUGGAUUCAUGGCCGUCCCGGAUCGGGCAAGACCGUGCUGAGUGCUACCACCAUUGAGCAUCUUCAACUAGAGUCCGAGGGAAAGGAAACGCAUUUAGUCGCAUAUUUUUAUUGCGAUUCCGGGGAUUCUCGCAAGAGAUCGACUUUGAACAUCUUGGGAUCUAUUCUGGCACAAAUUAUUGAGCCGAUGCAUACCUUUCCGAUGGAAGUUUAUAAAGCUUAUCAUCGAGCUAGAAAGUAUGGGAGACAGCAUAUAUCUACUGCGGACGAUGUUCUCUCAGUCAUCAAACAUGUCGUGGUAGACACUCCAUCGGCUUACAUUGUUCUAGAUGGGAUAGAUGAAUGCAGCGACCCCGCGGAUCUUACAAAAUCACUCGUGGAUAUAGCAGGAGGCACUUCGAAUGUCCGACUAGCCCUUUUUUCUCGAAAGCUUCCCAAUAUUGCAAAUGAACUCUCAGAAAUCUCACACGUAACGAUUGAGUUGGAGCCUGCUUUAGUACAGCUAGACAUUGACAAGUUUCUGACUAAGUCUUUGAACCAUUUACCUAGUAAGGGUACAGGUGCACAAGAUCAAGCAUUUUCCAAAUUAUCGAAUGCUUCUAGUGGAAUGUUUUUAUAUGCUGCUUUGGGAGUUCAAAGCCUAGCCGAAGCUAUUGACUCCCAGAGUAUUAUAGAGGCUAUUGAUAAAAUUCCUGAGGGACUCAAUGGUGUAUACGGGCAAAUACUCGAUAGAUUAGGGGCCCAAAGUAUUCGACGACGAACUCUUGCUCGGAAGAUACUCUUGUGGGUUUGCUGCACAACACGACCAUUAUCGUGGAAAGAGCUUCAGUGCGCUUUGUCAUGGGAUGAUAUCAAAGAAGAAUUCUUGGAAGAUCAACGUCCUUUCAAGGAUGCUGUACUUGAUCUAUGCGCUCCGCUGAUUGAGUACCGACCAGAGAAGGACACGUUUCACCCAGUUCAUUUAUCUGUUCGAGAAUUUUUAUGGAAGUCUCACGGAUUUGACUCCAUGUCCGCAAAAGCAACACAGUUCCUGAUGACUGAGUCGCAUACACAUCAAACUAUUGCUGAGGUAACCUUAGCUAGUCUCUCGCUACCAGCUGUUAUCCACAGCACAAGUGUUGAUCAUCUUCAAUAUCCAUUGGUCAAAUACUCUACCGAGAACUGGUGUCAUCAUCUAUCCUCGGCGUCAUUUGAUGACCAAUUGUGUCAAAAGUACGACAGCUUUGUCACUUCACCCCUAGCGCGAUCAACAUGGAUUUUACGAUUUCUCGUCUCAAACAAACAAUCUUUUCCUCUACAACGCAUAGCCAAGUGCCAAAAGCAAGUCAGUAAUUGGAAGCACAAUAAAGAUGGAACAGCGACCACUUUUGCGGCGGAGGAUCUAGCUGAUAUACAGCGGGCGUUGAUUGAACUAGACCAGUUACCUUUGAGCCAGGCAGAGUCUAUAUCUAAUUUUGAACGCGACCUGAUCGUCCGGGACUUGGCACGAGCUUUCACAAUGGCAGGAAAGGUGGAUCAAGCGAUUCAAAUGUUCGAAAAGGCUGUCGCCCAGAGUUUCCAAGAACCUUUGUUGCCAGAUUCCGUCCGCACAACUUGGCUCCUGAAUAGUCUCGGAAUCAUGUACGACCAGAAGAACCUAACCGAUCUUGCAGUAACGACCCAAAUGAAAGCUCUGUCAAUCCAAGAAAAGCAUCUCCCAUCUGAUCAUCUGGACCUAGCAUUGACUCUAAAUGAGCUGGGUCGAGAAACGCGACAUCUUGAGCGAUACUCGGAGUCAGAGCAAUACCACCUUCGCGCUCUCAAUAUUCUGCGACAAUCUCUUCCCGAAACAGAUCUGCAAAUCAUUUGGACUUUGAAUACUCUCGCACGCUGCUACCGCUUUCAGGGCCGCUACCCCGAAGCUCUGGAUCUUCACCAGCUUGCGUUGAAAGGCCAAAUUAUCCUUAUGGGGGAAGAUCAUCCGCAUCCCAUACGCACGAGGUCGGAUAUCGCGAAGGUGUUGAAAGAGCAGGGAAAGUAUAAAGAGGCGUUGGAAAUUAUGGAAGAUGUGUAUGAAAGAAGAGUGAUAGUGCUGGGAAAGGAUAAUCCGGAUACUUUGUGGUCAAUGAAUGAUGUAGGAUGUUUGUGGGAGGGAAUUGGGGGUUUUGAUGGGAGAAAGAAGGCAUUAUUUUGGCAUGAACGGGCGCUGGAGUUGCAGAGUAGGGGUUUGGGGGUGGGGCAUGCGCAUGCGGUUUGGAGUCGGGGGGUGGUGGAGAGGUUGGUGAGGGAUGGAGGGGAGGCGUGA
Molecule: messenger RNA, 3249 nt
Organism: Sclerotinia borealis F-4128
Lineage: Eukaryota; Fungi; Ascomycota; Leotiomycetes; Helotiales; Sclerotiniaceae
Source: the annotation of a GenBank genome assembly